UAAUAGGUGAUUUCCAAAUUUCGGAUGGCUGUGUUUGCACACAUUCUGCUUUUAAAGCCCUUCUCUCUCCUGGUAAGCUUCAGCACAUGUACUGCACCCUCAACCUCACAAGUCGAAGCAUCUAUGAUCAAUUGAAGUUUAUCUGUACACAUGCCCAUCUUCUCAAAGGUGACCUUGAACAGGUAUUCAUACUUUUCCACUCGAAAGAUCCCUUAAAAUUUCCUCUCCCAGAGACUAAAGUUCUAAGAAUAGCUCAUUUCUGGUCAAACCCAAAAAAACCUAAGCUUAUCAAUAUGACGGUGGCAUCUGCCUCAACCCAACCCCAACCAACAAACAUGCUCUUGAACAUCCAAGAUACCAUGAUCAACCUCCACACCAAUCGGUCGGAAAUUCGACGAACACAAGUUCGAAAGGACACUAUUUUCUCGACAUUACUUUGA
Molecule: messenger RNA, 440 nt
Organism: Rodentolepis nana
Lineage: Eukaryota; Metazoa; Platyhelminthes; Cestoda; Cyclophyllidea; Hymenolepididae
Source: the annotation of a GenBank genome assembly